Messenger RNA from Trachymyrmex cornetzi, 1325 nucleotides. Its product is annotated as elongation of very long chain fatty acids protein 7. Gene Ontology annotation, biological process: fatty acid elongation, polyunsaturated fatty acid; very long-chain fatty acid biosynthetic process; sphingolipid biosynthetic process. The coding region runs from base 324 to 1172 and encodes 282 amino acids. The transcript is spliced from 5 exons. Gene Ontology annotation, cellular component: endoplasmic reticulum membrane. The record is from RefSeq and is a predicted model, not a curated record. Lineage: Eukaryota; Metazoa; Arthropoda; Insecta; Hymenoptera; Formicidae. Gene Ontology annotation, molecular function: fatty acid elongase activity.
UCGUAGUGACUAGUCGCGUUAAAGUAAAUGUCGAAAAACGUGAUCAGUAAAAGUAUCCCCUAAAAUAAAACAUUAAAGUUUAAGUUAAUCUGUUGAAAUCAAGAUAAUUAAGAAUAAGUGCUUAAAAAAGCUGAAAUUGAAAAACACGCUUUUUCACCAGAACUAUUAAUAUAUUGAUAAGAAAAAGAAGUAAUUAAUCAACUAAUUAAUCAAUGUGUGUUCUCUUUUAUUAUUCAUAUGAAUAUCGUGAUAAGCAGUAAUCGCAUGACGAUUUUUUUUAACAAUUGCAUAAAAAAUAGCACCAAAAUUUAUUCAGUAUCAUCAUGGCUACACUGAUACAGACAUUCAUAGCAUGGUAUAGAUACCUUAAUGACGAGAUAGCGGAUCCACGUACAAAAGAUUAUUUUCUUAUUGGUACACCAUGGCCUGGCUUAACUUUGAUUGGAUUUUAUCUCUAUUUUAUAUAUAAUUUUGGACCGAGACUCAUGGAAAAAAGACAGCCUUUCACAUUAUACAGGAUAUUGCAAAUAUACAAUAUGAUACAAAUUUUAUUAAAUGGUUAUUUAUUAUACAAAGCAUCACCUUGGUUUAUAAAAUUUAAUUUCUUUUGCGAACCUAUCGAUUAUUCGGAUUCACCAAAGGCAAGGGAGAUCACCGUAUUGGUUUGGAAUUAUUUCAUAAUAAAGCUACUAGAUUUAAUGGAUACUAUCUUUUUCGUACUUAGAAAAAAGCAGAACCAAAUAACGUUUCUUCAUUUAUAUCAUCAUAUUGGCAUCCUAAUGGGUGCUUGGGGUGCCGUUAAAUGGUUGCCUGGUGGUCAUGUCACGGUCUUAGGAUACAUUAAUACAUUUGUUCACAUAAUAAUGUAUACGCACUAUCUGUUAGCAUCCAUGAAGAUAAACACAAGCUUAUGGAAAAAGCACAUCACUCAAUUGCAGCUGGUCCAAUUCUUCCUGAUCACUUUACACUUUUUACAACUAACCUGGGUGGAAAAUUGCGGUUUUCCACUAUGGCCGAUAUAUGUGAUGGUACCGCAGAAUUUGUUUAUGAUUAUAUUAUUUGGAGACUUUUAUUAUAAAGCAUAUAUCAAGAAAAAACCGGCAAUCGAAACAAAGAUGGAAAUAAACAGCAUCUCCACUGAACUCUCGAAUGGAAAACCGAAGGAACAAUAAAUUCGAAACACGUCUUGUCUAAUACCUAAUCUUUUCUGAUUUUAUUUUAUAUUUCACAUUUAAUUAAAUCUAAAAAUUAAAUAAGAGGUUUGUUUGUGUUGUUUGAAAUCUUCAACAACUUAAAACGAAAUAAAUAAACCUAUUGCUUGGGAC